AUGGCCUUCCCCCUCCCGCGGGGCAUCACGCCCCCGGAGAUCUCGUUUCUGGCCGAGAUGGAGAUGGUCACGAUCCUUCCGCGUCAACGUCUAGAGGGCCUGGAGCUGCUCGGCGGCCCCGUUGAACCACUCCUCCCACCCCGCCGAGCCACCCUCCCCCUCUGGCUCGCGCUGCUCCUCAAACGCCAACGGCGCGCAAACAUUCUCCCCCCGCCCUGGCUUCAUCCCGAGUCCCUUUCGCUCAUUCUGGACAUCGAGGCCCAACACCAGGACUACCAGAACGCGUUCUCCCCUCCGCCCCCUCUCCCCGGGCAGCCGAGUCUCAGCGAGCGCGGGCACCAAAGACCCGUAGCUACCCCUCGAUAUACCCCCGACGGUCAACGAUACUACCCCUCCUCGCCGUUUCUGCCCCAGAAUGUCGCGCAAGACCAUGUCCCUGCUGGGGAGCCGCCCGCGCUGCCGUUCCACUGGUUGGAGAUGGGCACGAUGUUGCUAGACGUCGCGAGCGAUGAUCUGGUGGAGCCAAAUACGGUGCGGCGGCUGCUGAAGGAGCUGCGUGAAGUGCGGACGGCGAAGAUCCGAUCCGGGACCGACGUGCUGGAUGCGGCUGCAACGGGCGGAGGUGGUGUGGCCCUGACCGGCGUCGGGGCAAUGGAGAUCGCCGAGGGGAGAGGAUUCAUUGCGGGUGUUGUGGAUGGACUAAGGCGUAUUGGCGCGUCCAAGGAACAAGCCCGAAGAGAGCAGAUGGCGGAGGACAUGGCCAACGGCGCAUAUGACGCGACGCAAGACGACGAGGAUGACAUGGAAUUCUAA
Messenger RNA from Aspergillus melleus, 813 nucleotides. It is a transcript of the gene psf2, whose product is annotated as DNA replication protein PSF2. The transcript has 3 exons. Gene Ontology annotation, cellular component: nucleus; GINS complex. The coding region runs from base 1 to 813 and encodes 270 amino acids. The record is from RefSeq and is a predicted model, not a curated record. Gene Ontology annotation, biological process: DNA replication; double-strand break repair via break-induced replication. NCBI's taxonomy places the organism in Eukaryota, Fungi, Ascomycota, Eurotiomycetes, Eurotiales, Aspergillaceae.